UAAAGGUUUCAACCUCUUUGGCCUCUCUCCUUUCUCAUAGUCAUGUUUCCUUCUUUUCCAGCUUAAAAACUACAUUAUCAACCUUCUCACAACUUUUUUCUUCCCUGUCUCUUUCAGUCUACCUUAAACCUACAACAACCUUGGUUUAGCCAUGAUUACUGGUAAGGACAUCUAUGAUGUUUUUGCAGCUAUUGUACCCCUAUAUGUGGCUAUGAUACUAGCAUAUGGUUCAGUUAGAUGGUGGAAAAUCUUCACACCAGACCAAUGCUCUGGCAUAAACCGUUUUGUUGCAGUAUUUGCAGUUCCACUUCUUUCCUUCCACUUCAUCUCCUCCAAUGACCCUUAUGCUAUGAACUACCACUUCAUAGCAGCUGAUUCCCUUCAAAAAGUUGUGAUCCUGACUGCUCUGUUUCUUUGGAACACCUUCACCAAACGUGGUAGCCUUGACUGGACAAUCACUCUGUUCUCACUUUCCACUCUCCCAAACACUCUAGUUAUGGGAAUCCCUCUGCUCAAAGCCAUGUAUGGAGAUUUCUCAGGAUCUCUCAUGGUUCAGAUUGUGGUUUUGCAGAGUGUAAUUUGGUACACUCUCAUGCUAUUCAUGUUUGAAUACAGAGGAGCUAAGCUUCUCAUAACAGAGCAGUUCCCUGAAACUGCAGGGUCAAUCACCUCCUUCAGGGUUGAUUCUGAUGUUGUCUCACUCAAUGGAAGAGAGCCAUUGCAAACAGAUGCAGAGAUUGGAGAAGAUGGGAAGCUUCAUGUUGUGGUGAAGAGAUCAGCAGCUUCAUCUAUGAUAUCUUCAUUCAACAAGUCCCAUUUAACUUCCAUGACACCAAGAGCUUCAAAUCUCACUGGUGUUGAGAUUUACUCUGUUCAGUCAUCAAGAGAACCAACCCCAAGAGCUUCAAGUUUCAACCAAACAGAUUUUUACGCCAUGUUUGCAAGCAAAGCACCAAGUCCUAAACAUGGUUACACGAAUAGUUUCCAGAGCAAUGGUGGCAUUGGUGAUAUUUACUCGGUGCAAUCUUCGAAAGGGGUAACACCAAGGACCUCGAAUUUUGAAGAGGAUAUGUUGAAGAUGCAUAAGAAGAGGGGAGGGAGGAGCAUGAGUGGUGAGCUUUUCAAUGGCUCUUCUUACCCUCCUCCAAACCCCAUGCUUUCAGGGUCUACUAGUGCUGGCCUAAAGAAGAAAGAUAGCGGUGGUGGUGGCGGCGGCGGCGGCGGCGGCGGUAGUGGUGGUGGUGGUGCUCCUAAUAACAAGGAGUUACACAUGUUUGUUUGGAGUUCAACUGCAUCCCCUGUUUCUGAAGGGAAUAUGAAACAUGUUGCUAAUAGAGCUGCCUCUACUGAUUUUGGGACCAUUGAUCCUUCCAAGGCUGUUCCACAUGAAACCAGUGUUGCCUCAAAAGCUGUUCAUGAAUUGAUUGAGAACAUGAGCCCUGGUCGUAGAGGGAGUGGAGAUCAAAGGGAGUUUGAGAUUGAGGAAGGAACCAAAUUUCCCCCAAACGGGUCUCCAUACACUUGCCAAAAGAAGGUGGACAUGGAAGAAGGCGAUGCAAACAAGAAGCAAAACAUGCCACCUGCAAGUGUCAUGACAAGGCUCAUCCUCAUCAUGGUUUGGAGGAAGCUUAUUAGAAAUCCCAACACCUACUCAAGUCUUUUGGGGCUCGUGUGGUCUCUCGUUUCAUAUAGGUGGCACAUUGAAAUGCCCACUAUUGUAAAAGGUUCCAUCUCCAUACUGUCUGAUGCUGGUCUGGGAAUGGCUAUGUUCAGUCUAGGUCUGUUCAUGGCAUUGCAACCCAGGCUCAUUGCAUGUGGAAAAUCUGUAGCAACAUUUUCUAUGGCUGUUAGGUUCUUGACAGGUCCAGCUGUGAUUGCAGCCACCUCAAUAGGAAUAGGGCUCCGAGGAGUUCUUUUACAUGUUGCCAUUGUUCAGGCUGCUCUUCCCCAGGGUAUCGUUCCCUUUGUUUUUGCCAAAGAAUACAAUCUCCAUCCAGAUAUACUCAGUACAGCGGUUAUAUUUGGAAUGCUUGUUGCAUUGCCCAUAACAAUACUUUACUACGUGCUUCUUGGAGUAUAAUCUAUCUUGGGAGGCAAAAGCAGAGAAAAGAAGUAAGAUGAAAUCCAAGUAACCCCCAAGACAAGAGUGGGAUGGACGGAAAGAAAUGUAGAAGAUAUUGGAUUUUAGAAAAGGAGAGAAAAGGAAAUUAUUUAAUUACAUGUAGUAUAUAGUGUGUAAUACUAUAUAUUAGUUUUGAUUCAUAUGAAAGUUAGGUUUGAUUAAUUGUUCCAAUUUUCCAGCUCACUCUACAUUCUCUAUUCUUGUUAAUGAAAAUCUUUUAGUUAGGUGAGAAA
Messenger RNA from Lotus japonicus, 2355 nucleotides. Its product is annotated as auxin efflux carrier component 2. Gene Ontology annotation, cellular component: endoplasmic reticulum; plasma membrane. Gene Ontology annotation, biological process: auxin export across the plasma membrane; auxin polar transport. Bases 152 to 2080 code for a protein of 642 amino acids. The record is from RefSeq and is a predicted model, not a curated record. Gene Ontology annotation, molecular function: auxin efflux transmembrane transporter activity. The transcript has 6 exons. NCBI's taxonomy places the organism in Eukaryota, Viridiplantae, Streptophyta, Magnoliopsida, Fabales, Fabaceae.